AAGUGUCCGGACUGGAAGGGGGGGAAAGUGUCCGGACUGGAAGGGAGUGAAAGUGUCCGGGCAGGAAGGGGGGUGAAAGUGUCCGGACUGGAAAGGGGGGAAAGUGUCCGGACUGGAAGGGGGGGGAAAGUGUCCGGACUGGAAGGGGGGAAAGUGUCCGGACUGGAAGGGGGGGAAAGUGUCCGGACU
Staurois parvus is the source of this 189-nucleotide messenger RNA. The record is from the annotation of a GenBank genome assembly. NCBI's taxonomy places the organism in Eukaryota, Metazoa, Chordata, Amphibia, Anura, Ranidae.